GUAACUGAGGUGGAGCACCCCUCCUUCCUCUCCCCUCCCCUCUCCCCUACCUCUUUGCACAGCUGGCUAUUGCUGUCCCAGAGGGUCUUGAUUAAAGAAGAGAGGCAGGGCUCCCAGCCCUGGGCAAAGUCCGGGCAGGGAGUCCUGGCCUCAUAACUCUGCUGAGGCAUUUGUCAUCUUGGAGUCCACACAAUAUGAGGAGCCAUCCUUCCCUGCUCUUAGUCUAUAUGGGAUUGGCCACCUGCCUGGACACCUUACCUCAUAGAGAGCAAAACCAAGAUCCUAGGGUCCAUACCCCAGCUUCUUCCCUCAGAUCCACAAGGCCAACCCCGGCUUCAGAAAUAGAGUUCCAGACUCCAGUCUUCUUACCCAACGUUCUUGACAUCUUCCUGGAUCCCCCAGAGGCCCAGAGGUUCUUAGUUGGCCGCAGGCGUUUUCCUCGUGCUAACCACUGGGACCUGGAGUUGCUGACCCCUGGGAACCUGGAACGGGAGUGUCUGGAGGAGAGGUGCUCCUGGGAAGAGGCCCGGGAGUACUUUGAGGACAACACACUGACGGAGCGCUUCUGGGAAAGCUAUACGUACAAUGGCAAGGGAGGGCGUGGACGGGUGGAUGUUGCAGGCCUGGCAGUGGGACUGACCUCUGGGACCCUGCUCAUUGUGUUGGCUGGCUUGGGAGCCUUUUGGUAUCUGCAGUAUCGCCGCCGCCGCCUCAGAGUCCAGGAGUCCUGUCUGCAAGAGACCGGGCUCAUCAUCCCCUUGAGUCCUCCGACGCCUCUGUCUCCGCCCUUGCCCCCAGGCCUUCCCACCUAUGAGCAGGCUUUAGCAGCCUCUGGGGUGCAUGACGCCCCACCACCCCCUUACUCCAGUCUGAGAAGGCCUCACUGAAGACCCGCUCGGAGCGCGGGCUCCCUGAACUGUGCCCCUGAUUCACAGCGGAUUCCGGAAGUCGCCGGCUUCUUCGACGACUCGGCUUCAAUGUGUCCGUGGGGGAGUCAGGGUCGUCGGACCCGAGGUCUACCAUGACACACGUGUUUCCGCCGGGCACGCAUACACGCACGUCCCUGAUAAUCCCGUUGCCGAGUCGUUGUCCCUGGCCCUCGCGUGACCCCCCACUUCUCCUGAGCAGUGGCCCUGCCUCAGAAUAGGCAGACCUUUUAGGAAACUCGGACCAGAAGUGACUUGCUGUCACCCAACUGAUGCCGCGUACACGCAGGGAACCAGGCCCUUGCACACGCCUGCCUGACUUAGUGUAUUUAGCACUCGGGCACAUGGGCGAUUUGUAAUCUAGCGUAAAGGUGGGGGGCUCAUUUGCAAUGUGCUGUAAGCGGGGUGUCACGCUUGUGUUGCACCUGGGUAAACGGAGUUGAUCUGAGCUGCCCUCUACUUAAAAACCCGUUGGGAAAUGAAGGGGGGUAGAAGAAAUCAAAAUUGAAAAAUAAGAAAAAAAAUAAAAAUACAAAAAGAA
Molecule: messenger RNA, 1467 nt
Organism: Grammomys surdaster
Lineage: Eukaryota; Metazoa; Chordata; Mammalia; Rodentia; Muridae
Gene: Prrg2
Product: proline rich and Gla domain 2
Exons: 8
Coding region: 195-887 (230 amino acids)
Cellular component (GO): extracellular region
Molecular function (GO): calcium ion binding
Source: RefSeq, a predicted model, not a curated record